GUAAUCAUUCGAGGAGUAUCAGUAAACUUAUGGUACUAAAGGUGGGAUACUAAAGAGAAGGAUGCAUACAGAACUGAGACCGAGACUUUCUCAAACCAGCCAGAUAGGAGACCGGUACAACCCAGGAGCUGCAUCUCACCCAGAUAGCGACCGGUACAACCCGGGAUCUGCAUCUCACCCAGAUAGGGACCGGUACAACCCGGGAUCUGCAUCUCACCCAGACAGGGACCGGUACAACCCAGGAUCUGCAUCUCACCCAGAUAGGGACCGGUACAACCCGGGAUCUGCAUCUCACCCAGACAGGGACCGGUACAACCCAGGAUCUGCAUCUCACCCAGAUAGGGACCGGUACAACCCGGGAUCUGCAUCUCACCCAGACAGGGACCGGUACAACCCAGGAUCUGCAUCUCACCCAGAUAGGGACCGGUACAACCCGGGAUCUGCAUCUCACCCAGAUAGGGACCGGUACAACCCGGGAUCUGCAUCUCACCCAGACAGGGACCGGUACAACCAAGGAUCUGCAUCUCACCCACAUAGGGACCGGUACAACCCAGGAUCUGCAUCUCACCCAGACAGGGACCGGUACAACCCAGGAUCUGCAUCUCACCCAGAUAGGGACCGGUACAACCCGGGAUAUGCAUCCCACCCAGAUAAGGACCGGUACAACCCAGGAGGAUCUGCAUCCCUCCCAGAUAGGGACCGGUACAACUCGGGAUCUGCAGCAUGUAGCCAACUCGCCCUCCCGCCAUCAUUCAGGUAUCCUGCACACCAACACAUGCCUCCACGAUGUCACGCCCAUCAACAUGCCAAGUUUUCUCUUAGAGAAGUAACAGGUGGGGCUGGUCCUGCCACACACCCACACCCACGGACACGCCCAACAGAUGCACACGAGGUGGAUCGGGGCACCGAGUCGCCAUCUCACUUCAAGCAACACGGCGAUGGCUCUCAACUGUACACGUCAAGUGUAAAAUCCCAAACAGUGCUAAAUAAUACAGCUGGCAUGUACCACCAGUCCCCCUUAUGGAGAGGACAAUCCAGAGAACCUCAACGGUCUCACUCAAUGUACGGUUGCAGAUCAUCAAGACACAAUCAAAGUUCCUCGCUGACCAACCGUUCCAGCAGACAACCACCAUUGUCAAGGUCGAAUUCUCCUGUAUCAUCACAUCAACAGCCCGCACGCUGUGCCUAUAUAUCCCCAAUAAAGCACGGUCUUUCCCAAGCCGCGCCAAAUAAAUACCCUGACAUAUCACCUGUUUCCAAUAAAAUACUCUGUAACAGCCAUAGCCCACCUUCACCCCACUGUGAUAGGAUCAACCUACACACAACGUAUGCCAUACCAUGUAGGCCCCCACCUACCCAAUAUUCACACAUCCAGACAAGCUCCCCAUGGCUACCCCAGUGUCGUCACACACUGUCGUCACGAUUCGAUCUCCCUCUCCGCCAAAAUAUGUCCCCUCCCGAACACAGGAUUCCACCGCGCCUGAAUAUAACACCCCGCGAGCCUGGUGCGGCAACUUCCCUGUAUACUUUCAAACCAUUCCUGGAUGAACCAUCGACCCGACCCAGCCCCAAACAACAUCCUUGUACAUCACCCUCCCGACUCUCAAGUCUCUCUGCGUGCGCUGAGGUAUCGCCCCCUCAGUCAAGGUUCCCUCGGUUCUCAAGGUCAUCCCCGUCACGUCAUUGUCUUCCUACUCAUCCAUUGAAUGGACCACCAUUACGCCCCGAGCUUUCCCCGGGCCCGACUGCUCCCCGGUCUGUGCUGGCUCCAUGUCCCAAGCGCUGCUUCACUAACCACUAUGGCUACCUCGACUAUUGCCCUGUACCCGACCUGCCGAGCUACACGCCUAACUCACUGUGGUGGGAGGAACAAGCUGCUCUGACGUUACGUCGAUCUCAAGCCGAGAGGAGACACAGUCGGCCCACGACCACAUUGCCAGAGACAGGAUCUCGACCCGACCGUGACAUCCGAACCGGAUCUAGUCCCUGUCCAGCCGACGUCUUCUGCGUGCACAUGGGUAAGCGUGGCGGUGACGCGCUGCGAGAAGUCGACUGCUCUAAGAGGAUGAAGCUCACACAGAAAUCGGCCCCACCUUCAUUGCUGAACCAACGGCGGAUCAAGGUGCUCAAUAAAGCGCUAGGGUUGGCAAGAAGGUCGCCAAAAAAACCCAGCCAGGCAGUCAAAUGUUCCAAGAACUGAAACACGUGCCUGUGAAAUCGUCAGCAAUAAACUGGAAAGUAUGCCUCCGGACUGCUAAAGAAGACGUGGCGACAUGUACAUAGAAUGUUUCUGAGUACUGCAUGUCACUGCUCCCGAUGACUGCGACCAUAGACGUGUACAUAGAAUGUGCCUGAGUACUGAAUGUCACUGCUCCCGGCGGCUGCGCCCACAGACGAGUUUCUUUGUCGUCUUUUGAGUAUUAGAGUAUUAUUGUUUAUGAAUAUAUAUAUAUGGAAUGCAAGGUUCCAAGAUAUUCUUA
Haliotis rufescens (red abalone) is the source of this 2480-nucleotide messenger RNA. RefSeq lists its product as uncharacterized. Lineage: Eukaryota; Metazoa; Mollusca; Gastropoda; Lepetellida; Haliotidae. The record is from RefSeq and is a predicted model, not a curated record. Bases 62 to 2200 code for a protein of 712 amino acids. The transcript is spliced from 5 exons.